CUGGAGUCAGGCGUGCGUGUUUCUGCGUCAGCGCGCGUGCUCUGUUGGCUUCUGGCCGUUUGUGCGCGUGCUCCGUUCAGGUUGCUAUAUUGUAGGUGAUGAUGGCGGAAGAGGAGCAGCUUUGAGUUCUCUCGCAUUUUUUAUUUUAACAUAAUAUAGCUUUCAUAAAUAUAUUUCCCGUCCUCCGUCUCCUUAACCGGGGCAAUGGGGAACGAAGCCAGCCUGGAGGGAGGUGGACAACCUGGGGAACCAGGCUCCGCGGUCUCUACGGCGGGAGCUUCGGGAUCCAUUUCAGCACCAUCGGGCUCUGGACAGCUCAUCAAGCCCAGUAAUGGUGCUGCAGCCGGCGGAGGAGCGGCGGCUGGACCGGGAGCAGGCAUAAACAGGCUUGCAGGGAGACCCCACCAGACUGACCACGUGCCCGGGCCCCGGCCUGGGACGCAGCCGGGAUAUGGUGACAGCAGAGCGGGGGGAGGGAGCCGGACGGAGCCUUACAGACUGGCCACCCACGAAAGCCCCCACCAGUCGCCCUCGCCCUCGCCCUCACCCUCGCCCGCCCAGGGACGGGGCCAGCAUGCUGCCCGGCGCAACCUCCAGGUGGACGUCGGCGGCGGGAGGACGGGGAGGUCGCCUUCCGCGUCGCCCGACCGAGGGAGCGCCCCCUCCUCGCCAUACUCAGUGCCCCAGAUUGCCCCCAUGCCCAGCAGCAAGCUGUGCCCGGUGUGCAACACCACGGAGCUGACCUCCCACGACCAGCCAAACUUCAACACCUGUACGCAGUGCCAUGCCACGGUGUGCAACCAGUGCGGGUUCAACCCCAACCCCCACCUCACUGAGGUCCAGGAGUGGCUGUGCCUGAACUGCCAGAUGCAGAGAGCCUUAGGAAUGGACAUGACGACUCCACGCUCCAAGAGUCAGCAGCAGAUCCACUCUCCUUCUCACCAAGCCAAACCAGAGCCCCAGCUCCAGCCCAAGCCCCAGGUCCAGCCGCAACCGCAGCCCAAACUCCAGCCUCAGUCUCAGCCCCAGCCAAAACCCCAACCCCAGAAACAACCCCAAGAGCAGCCCCUGGCCAAAGCUCAAGCCAAGACCCAGCCCCACUCACAGGCCUACCCCCAGUCCCAGCCUCAGGCCUACCCGCAGUCCCAGCCUCAGGCCUACCCCCAGUCCCAGCCUCAGGCCUACCCGCAGUCCCAGCCUCAGGCCUUCCCGCAGUCCCAGCCUCAGGCCUUCCCCCAGUCCCAGCCUCAGUCCUACCCGCAGUCCCAGCCUCAGGCUUUCCCCCAGUCCCAGCCUUCCCCAGUCCUGCACAGACACACCGGGCCAGCCCCUGCCUCCCAGCCAGGGCCCCAUGGCGUGCCCGCAUCUCAGCACACCAGGCCCGACCCCCAAGCCUAUCGGGGGCCGGCCAGUCAGUCACAGGCGCCCGGCAGGCAGGACCCCAUGGCCAGAGGCCCGAUCCAGGGAAUGGCCAAGGCGCCGUCCCAACCGGACCUGUCCCGCUCCUCUCCCCUGCAUCAGCCGAGCCGCCAGGACCAGAUCCGCAGCGCCGGGAGCUCCCCCGCCAGGCAGCCGGCCCCGCCCCAGGAGCAGCCGCAGGAUGGCCUGACUAAGCUGUUUGGUUUCGGGGCGUCGCUCCUAAACCAGGCCAGCACCCUCAUUUCGGCGGACCCCGCGCAGGGCGCGCAGCCUCAGCAGCCCCCUGCCCGGGGGGCCCCGAAAGUGGUUUUCAGCGACGCCACCUCGUCAGGCAAACCCCAGGGCCCUGCCGCUGCGCCCGGGGUGGUCCCAGGCAAGCCGGGGGGAGCCCCGUUCCAUGCGGGGCCGCACGCUCCGCCUCAGCAGCAGCCCGCGGCCCAUCAGCAGCCGCCGCACAAGCAGCAGCCCCCGCAGCAGCAGCCACAGGCCAGGCGCGAACCCGCCCACAAGCCCCCGGAGCCAGAGAAGCCCAAGGUCAACUGUCCGCUGUGCAAGACUGAGCUGAACAUCGGCAGCACGCAGCCUCCCAACUACAAUUCCUGUACACAGUGCCACACCCAGGUCUGCAACCUGUGUGGAUUCAACCCCACGCCCCAUCUGGUUGAGAAGAAAGAAUGGCUUUGCUUGAACUGUCAGACUCAGAGGUUGAUGUCUGGUGGGCUGGGAGAUGCACCGCUCCCUAUGCCUCAGUCAUCUCCAAAACACCAACCAAUGGGAUCACCCAGACACCAACCACCAGCUCAGAGCCAGCAGCCAGCUAUCCAGAAAGCAACCAGUCAGCAGCAGACUGGGCCAAAGCAGCAGCAACAGAAACCUGUGGCUCAAGGAAGUGGACCUUCUGCUCCAGUGAAGCAGCCAGCAGAAACACAACAGGACAAGGGUCCCAUCCAUCCGGUGCCUGCAUCCAUCAGCGAGGCCCAGAGACAUCAGAGAACCACAGAGAAGGACAAGAUGGCACCAAAAAUGGAAAAGGAUGCUGAAACCAAAUCGGCACCAAAGAAGGGAGCACCAGAGCAAAUCACUGUGACGACAUCGGUGAAAGACAUUAAAAGAGUUGGCGAGUCUCAGAAGUCCAGACAUCAGGAUGAGACAAACAAGUCCAGCACACAAGACAUUUCCCGAAGCCCACAGAGCCUGAGUGACACUGGUUAUUCCUCAGAUGGGAUCUCCAGUUCCCACAGUGAGAUCACAGGGCUAAUCCAAGAAGAGGAGAUGAAGCUAAGUGAACGGGGGCUGAGUGAACACAGCCCCCCAAGCCCAUCAGAGAUCAUCAAAUUGGAGAGUUCCAUGCGUCCUCUGUUGGAGUCCAAAUCAAUUCCAGAUCAGGAGCAAGAGAGGGGGCGGGGGAGACAUUCACGUGACUCCAGGGAUAUUGAUGAUAAGAAACAGAGGCCUCGGUCCCUGUCCAUCACUCCAGAGGCAUUCGACUCAGAUGAGGAAUUAGAAGAUAUUCUGGAAGAGGAUGAAGACCCAGACUGGGAGAACCAGCGUAAUCUCAGGAAUAGUGUGGCAGAAUCAUCCGAUGAAUUCAACAGCAAGCUACGCCACGAUUAUGUGGAGGACAGCAGUGAAAAUGGGCAUUCCCUUUUACCAGGCAGGCAAAGAAAACAAGAGACAGAGAUGACAGAUGAGGAGUUUAUGAGGAGGCAGAUCUUGGAAAUGAGUGCAGAUGAGGAUAAUGAAGAGGAUGAUGAAGAUUACAGUUACCAAAAACCAAAAAAGAGCCAUAAGCACAGUGCAGAUUCAGGGAAAGAGAAGCAGCGCCGCCUCACUCAUCACUCCAGUAGCUUUGAAGAGGAAAGCAAAGGAGCUGAUGAUGCCUACCAAGGCCCAAGUGAAGAUGGUGAUGAAGAUCUGAUGGCUUCCCAAGGAGGCCUCCGUCGUUUCAAGACUAUUGAAUUGAACAAUACAAGCAGUUACAACCGUGACAUGGAGCUCAGCAAUGAAAAUGACCUUAGCUUGGACCGAGAACCAGAGCUGGAAAUGGAAAGUCUGACUGGCUCUCCUGAUGAGCGGUCAAGGGGGGAAUACUCUUCAACCCUUCCUGCGACAACUCCAAGUUACACUUCUGGUACUUCUCCCACUUCGGUAUCUUCCAUGGAGGAUGAUAGUGACAGCAGCCCUAGUCGUAGACAAAGGUUAGAAGAAGCUAAGCAACAGAGGAAAGCCCGGCAUCGUUCCCAUGGCCCACUUCUGCCAACAAUUGAGGAUUCAUCUGAAGAAGAUGAGUUAAGAGAGGAAGAGGAACUGCUGCGGGAACAGGAGAAGAUGCGAGAAGUUGAGCAGCAGAGGAUUCGGAGCACAGCCAGGAAAACUAAGAGAGACAAGGAGGAGCUGAGGGCACAGAGACGUAGAGAGAGAUCCAAAACUCCCCCCAGUAACCUCUCUCCCAUUGAAGAUGCAUCUCCCACAGAGGAGCUGAGACAGGCAGCAGAAAUGGAGGAACUUCACCGAUCCUCCUGCUCAGAAUAUUCACCUUCUAUUGAUUCUGAGGCUGAAGGUUUUGAAAUAUCUUCCAAGCUGUACAAGUCUGGAAGUGAGUACAACCUGCCAACAUUUAUGUCACUCUACUCCCCCACUGAGAAACCAAGCACCACCAGCUCUUCCUCAAGUAGCAAACCACUUAAAAGUGCUGAAGAGGUUUAUGAGGAAAUGAUGAGGAAGGCAGAGAUGUUACAAAAGCAGCAGGCACAACAUGUGAGACAUGGGCAGCAGUAUGAUGAUUCCUAUCAGCAAGAAGAAUUAAGGAAUGGACAGCAGCAACAAUAUGAGGAAGAUUAUGACUAUAAUAACCAGGAGGAGACUGGCUAUGAAAACAAUUCAGCAGAGACCGAUAACAUCUAUGAGGAAAUUCGUCAGACGUCCCAAAGCAUUACCAAAAUGCAUCAGUCUUCCACUCAUGACUUGGAAGAACAGCCCGAUGAUCAGAUUGAAAUAGAUGAGUCUUACACAGACAAGCAGCUUUUGGAUACAGGGUCAGCUUUUGCUAAAUUACUAGAACAAAACAAUGCUCUCCUUACGCCUGGGACAAGUCCAACUCAGCUGUCAGCACCAGUUUCAUUUGCUUCCACAAGUAAUGAGCCCAGCAUAACUGGAGGGAGGGGAAUUCCUGAUGUCCGAGUGACACAACAUUUUUCCAAAGAAGGGCAGAAAGACAGAAUUAAAAGUCAAACCACAAAAAAUGGAGUUGCUCCUGUCAUAGCUACCACCAUAGCAGCUUAUGGAGUUUAUUCUAGAGAUGCUGUGACUGUUACCCAGUCAAUUGUCACCCAGACUAUAACUACAACCCAGUCACCAAUGUACACCCGGCAAGCAGGAGCUGGUUCAAACGUUUCCAGUAGAAUAGCAGAGAUUACUCAGACUUACAGUCAGAGGGAUGUUACUGGGAGGAGAGCUACAGAGAGCAGGAGCAUUCAAGUCAGAGAAAAUGUACAAGUGGCAGCAUCAGAGCCUGAAUCUGAAUCCCUUACAUCCAAGGUCUUUACUUAUUUCAAAGGAACAAGCCCUCCUCUUUCCCCCACCACAUCUCCUAUACAGAGUCCUAAACGAUCUCCAGCCAGAAAAACCACGAUUGAGUUUGCCACACAAACCCUCAAUACUGCUAUGUCAGUAUCACCUUCCGGCUCUGAUACUACAUCCCCAGUAAUGGCUCAAGGAACCCAGACACCUCACAGAAUUGUUUCACCCCGCCUCUCCAGACAACAGUCCUCUCAGGAUUCACCUUUUAUGAUGAUAACAUUAGGGUCUGAGCCUACAAGCCCUGCUAAGCCGAUAACAGUCAACUCCUCAACCUCUCCUCUGUCUUCACCAACCAGAUUGAGCCGUCAGCCAACCUUUGACACGUACAGUCCUACAUCAAGUUCCCCACCCUCCCCAACCCAAGAUUCUUCACCACAUGUUUUAUAUAAGACAAAGAUUGUGGAAAGGGUUAGUGUGGGCACUAGCAUGGUGACCACUGCAAGUACCUGCAGCCAUGGAUCAUUGUCCAUGGAAAAUAUUUCCCUUUGUAGAAUCUCCACUGUUCCCGGUACAUCCAGAGUUGAACAAGGCCAAAUGAUGUCAAGCAGCAGUUUGGUUGAUCUGAGGACAGCAACAAAGCCAGCCCCAAUUAUAAUGACAGAUCAUGGUAUGGAUUUGACAUCUUUAGCAACAGAGGCACGAAAGUACUCUGGUGAUGCCGAGGGAAGCCCCAGUCGUUAUUCCACUGCUGUUCAGCCACUCGUUAUGAAUCUGAAUUCCCAGGAACAUCCACAUGUGGCUGUGACUACAGUAAGCAUCACUGUUGCAGCUUCCAUGUUCAUAUCGCAGCCAAAACAACCUGUAGUUUAUGGUGAUCCAAUGCAGAACAGAGUUGACCUUGGCCAGGGAGUAGGAUCAGCAGUAUGCCUGACACAGAACAAACCAGCACCAAUUGACCCAUCCAUUCCAAAGAUAGAUGCUAAGCUGGAGGACUUGAGCAUUCAGCAGCAGCAACUACAGAAGCAGCAACAAAAGUUGCAAGAACAGCAGCAGCUGCUAGAACAGCAGCUGCAGCAGCAUCACCAACAGCAACAGCAGCUUCAGCAACAGCAAGCAGCUUCUUUUGCCAGGUACAAUUUAGUGAACCAGGUCCAGCCCUUGCUGAAAAAAGAUUUGCUUGUGAGUCAGACAAGCAAUGCCCAGGCUGUAGUCAGUGCUAUCCCCAGAGUGUCCCCUCUCCCUGAUCCAGCUGCACAGAGUGCACUCUCCCCUGCUCUGUCUCAUGAAAUGUAUGGUGCAAGUGGUCUUCCAUUGGAACUUAAGAGUAAACCUCCAAUCACAAAUCUGUCUGCAGUCAAACCCCAAGUGAUGUUGGUCCAGAUGGACACAGUCGCACAUGGAGCACCAGUGUCCCAGCUGGUUAAACCAGAAGAGCCACAAGAUGCCAUGGACCUGACUGGGCAGAUAAAAACUGACAAACAGGUGGCCUGUUGUGAUGUGGUGUAUAGACUACCUUUUGGUGGUAGCUGUGCAGGACGCCCUUUCACUCAAAAGCCUAAAGUGGAAGAAAAGAUACACGCAGCAGAACCUUUGCAAAGCAACCGCCCUCCUUCUGCACCUCCUCAGUUCUAUGGAAGCCAGCCACAAGAGCCUGGACAAGAAAGCUACCCAUAUCAAGAGCCAGGAGUUGUGAGUCACAACAUAAUUGAAGAGCGUAAACCCUACCAAACGCCCCUUUCUGGAAGGCUGCAGCCAUCCAUGUCAGAUAGUAAUCUAGCAGAUGCUGGUCUUCACUUCUAUCAGACAAAGAAUGACCCUAGUCUAUAUGGCUCUGGAGACCUGGCUAUGGAUCUGAGCACCAUGAAGCAAGCCUAUGAUGGAAGUUAUCUUAGCAUGGGAAUGCAAUAUGGGUCCUAUACAGAUUUACGGUUUCAGGGGGAUGUCAUGAGUCAGCCUUUACCAAUCCGAAGGUACAGCUCAAUGUCAAACAUUAGUACAGAUUAUGGCUAUUCAUCUCGAGACCUUUCCACUUUCCAAGAAUCCAACUUAGCCCACUAUAGUGCUACCACUGCUAGGGAAAUCAGUAGGAUGUGUGCAGCUCUGAACUCAAUGGAGCAGUUUGGGGGACGAUAUAGCAACACCCCAGAUAUACAGUAUGGCUCUGCCAGGGGAGCUGGUCCAGCAGGAAGGCUUAAUUUACAACAGGGGUUAACAUCAAUGAAAGCUAACCUCAUGUAUGGCCCUGAUGGCCAGCAACUUUCCCCUGGUCAAGCAUAUACUAAUUUAGUCAAUGCUAGACAAGCAACGCUACGGGCAAUGUAUCCCUCUGCAGUAAGAGCUGCUGAUGGUAUGAUCUAUUCCACCAUUAAUACCCCAAUAGCCUCUACCUUGCCAAUCACUACUCAGCCUGCCUCUGUCUUGCGACCCAUGCUGAGGGGUGUUUAUAGACCUUAUCUUACAGGUAAUAUGACUCCGGUACCUUUGGCGAGCCUCACCAGGAUGCCUCUUGUCUCUCAAAGGAUGCCGCUAUCCUCACAGGGGCCUUACCGCUUUCCUCCUCCGAACCGCUUUCCAACAGCCUCUGUUCCUGCCUCUAGUGCAUCUGCCUCUACCACAACUAUAGACACACCUGUUUACCUUGGAAAGCCCUCUGUGACCACUACAAUGCCUGUUACUACUGCUUCUCUACCAUCAGCUAAUACUACAGUGGUGCCUCUUCCAUCACCAGUUAUUGUGCCUACAAACCAACAACAACCCCAAUCUCAUUUUCCAAUGCAACUAACCCAGCCCCAGCAGCCAAAUGCCCAGGCCCAGGCCCCACUACAGCCUCCCGCUCAAUCUCAAGUGCAGCCACAAGUACAGGCUCAGAUACCACCACAAACUCAGCCCCAAGCAUACACUCAAAUUUCACCACAAGCUCAGCCCCAAAUUCAACCCCAGGCUCAUAACCUUGUUCAACCUCUAGUUCAUCCACAUAUGCAAGUCCAAGCUCAGCUUCAGAUGCAGCCUCAAGCCCAUUCUCAAAUGCAAGUCCAACCUCAGCCCCAAAUUCAGUCUCAGAUAUCCCUGACUCAAGCCCAGCCUCAGGCUGCAUUUGCCCCUGCAAUCAGCAUGGUUGCCAGCAGCAGCGGCCCAGAGAAGGACAGGGAAGAAGAGAGACUGCGCCGACAGCAAGAGCAACAACUGCAGUUGGAACGAGAAUGUGUGGAGCUGGAGAAACUACGACAAAUGCGCUUGCAGGAAGAAUUGGAGAGAGAGCGUUUUGAUCUUCAGCGACACAGAGAAAAAGAACAAAUGUUAGUACAGCGUGAAAUCCAGGAGCUGCAGUCCAUCAAACAGCAAGUCUUGCAGCAGCAACAGACUGAGAGAGAGAAUCAGCUGGUCAUGCAGAGGGAACAAUUAGCUCAACAGAAAAUGCAGCUAGACCAGAUACAGUCACUGCAGCAGCAGCUCCAACAACAGCUUGAAGAACAGAAAAGGCAGAAAACUGCUGCUGCAGCUGCAGCAACAGCGUCAGCAUCUGGCCCUACAGCUACAAAUGGUCAUGGUGCAACACAGGGUGUAGCUGGGGUGGCAGGGGCAGCCCCUCAGGGAUACUCUGUGGUCUGUGACCAAACUGGAAGGGUAAUUCAACAUGUUCCAUCUGAAUUUCAGCGGACAGUGGAUCAGACUGGUCAGACUUGGCAACCUUACAUAGAAGGGCAGACAUCAAGGGUUUUGCCCAGCUCUGCCUCAGAUAUAUCACUGAGGAACAAGGAGGAGCAUGUAGAGACAAGGUCCAUGAAGAAGCGAAGCUCAAUGCCUCGUUUGAGGGAUGGGGUAGACGGAGAGGAGAACCAGCCCAUGGUGAAGAGGAUUGUUGACAGCAGUGUUCAGACUGAUGACGAAGAUGGUGAAGAAAGAUUCAUGAUAUCACGGCGAAGGAGAACCAGACGUAGUGUGGACUGCAGUGUUCAGACUGAUGAUGAAGACAAAGCGGAGUGGGAGCAGCCAGUAAGGCGCAGACGGUCACGUUUUACAAAGCACUCUGAUACCAAUGUCGAGAGCAAAGUUGACACAUCAAAGGUUUCCUCCUCAAGUAUUGCAGUCCAGACCAAUCGUGAUUGUUCAGCACAGACUGAAUCUGAGCAGUUAGGGAGGGUCUCUCCUGCUAUUCACAUCACCACAUCUGAUCCGAAAGUACAGAUUGUGCAUUAUAUUUCAGCCCCUGAGAGGACCCAGAAAGGGGAAAGCCUUGGCUGUCAGACUGAAAUAGAGGCUCAGUCCCAAGGAAUGGUCAUUCCUCAGCUGAAUGUGCCCACCACCAUAGGUCCUUACUCCACUAGUAUACAGCUUGUUACUGAUCCUCGACAGCAAGGGAUGGCCAAGUUUGAGAGAAGGAAGCCUGAUCCUCUUGAGAUCAGCUACCAGUCUCACCAUCUGCACAAUGAGUCACUCUCCAGCUUCGUACGCCAAACUCCUAAGUCACCCCAGGUGCUUCACUCUCCUGUCUCCCCUCUUUCCCCUCAUCGCCUAAUGGAGACCUCAUUCUCCUCUAGUGAACGCCUCAAUAAAGCUCAUGUCACACCACAGAAGCACUUCACAGUAGAGUCUUCCCACCGUCAACAGACAUUGCCCCGACCUAUCAAGAAUGUACAACGAUCGAUGUCUGAUCCAAAGCCACUCAGCCCAAGUUCAGAAGAUCCAGUUAAGGCUAGGUUUGCCUUGUAUCAACAACAAGUUCUUCAAAGCCAGCUUGCAGCUCUGCAGCACAGUUCACUGAUGCGGAAAGUAAAGAGGACUCUGCCCAGUCCACCCCCAGAGGAAACCAACCUUCCUAUGAUUAGUCCUGCCUUUCCUCAGAUGUACGGCUGCCCCACUAUGCCUCAUAAGAUGGUAUCCAGGCCAAUGCUCGCCACAAAAGCCAGUCUCCUGAAGGACAUCACUCAUGAGCUGAAGGUGGUAGAGCAAGAGUCCACCAAGCUGCGCAAGCAGCAAGCAGAGUUGGAGGAAGAAGAGAAGGAGAUUGAUGCCAAGUUGCGGUAUUUAGAGCUGGGCAUCAACCAACGCAAGGAGACCCUGUUGAAGGAGAGGGAGCGGAGAGAGCUAGCCUAUAUCCGGUGCAUGGGAGACUCGAGAGACUACAUGUCAGACAGUGAGCUUAACAACUUGCGGUUAGCCGCAGCCUUUGAGAGCAAUGGCUUGCUCACAAGACCAAGCACAGCGCCAUUGAGCCAGUAUUCUACUGAUCAAUUGAGCACAGCUCAGUAUCCUCCCACCUCCUCCUUUGUCGCUUACCAGUACCCACAAAGCCAACCCACACCACAGGUGCCUGCUCCCUCUCCCUAUCAGCAAACAGGAUUUCAGCCCCCUCCAUAUCCAACAAUCGCACAAACUCACCUUCAACCGAGUGCCUUGCAGCCCCAACCUCCCCCUCCAACCUACCAGGCACAAACCACUUACCCACCUCAUAGCUUCCCUCAAAGUCAGCCCCCCUAUCCAGUGGACUUGGGAGUGCAGCCGAGCCUCCCUGGGUUCCAGCCGCCCCCUGGUCCAACCCCCUACCCAACACAUUCCCUGCCAUAUCCAACCCAACCUUCCUUCCCAACAGGCCCAAGCAUGCCUUUCCAGCCAAUGGCAGAGAUCCUUACUGUUCACCAGAGGCCACGGCAAACCUCCUUGGCUGAUUUAGAGCAGAAGAUGCCUACUAACUAUGAAGUCAUCAGUACUCCUACUGUGGUAGUGACUACCACAGCUCAAGAUAAUACUUACACCUCCACAGCUGUGGCUAAUCCUUAUGGACAAUAUACCACGACGGUAGCUAAUACAUAUGGACAGUACAACACGACUGUUCCCAGCACUUAUGGACAGUACACUACAUCUGUUGCCAGUACUUAUGGACAGUAUAAACCUCCAGAGACAACCUUGUCUGACCGGAUUCACUCCGCAGAUAGUCCAUCCUCCGCCUAUACCUCAGAUGGCCUCUAUUCUAAUCUCGAGCAGAACAUCCCACGAAAUUAUGUCAUGAUAGAUGACAUCAGUGAGCUGACAAAAGACAACAUGGGCACUUCCUCAGAUAUGCACAAGACUGACACCCACGGACACCCUGCCAGCGGACGCUACGGGAGUGAGACCGGCCCUGCGAGAGUGAGUUCCUAUGGCAGGACCGAGGAGGAGUCCGAGGAAGACCUUUACGACCAUCAUGGCAGGGGUAAGAGCACCAGCAGCUACCACCAGCGAGGUUCAGACAGUCAUGGCCGAAUGGGCAGCAGCAGCAGUAGCAUGGGUGGGGGAUCCUCCUAUUACUAUGAUGACUACAAACAUUCCACACGUGCAGACAAAUAUGGCUCCAGCAUGGGAGUCCAGAAGCAUUCCUCCAAAAGUCUGGGCCCGGCUGUUGUGUCCUCAAAACGGAGUAAACACAGGAAGCAAGGCAUGGAACAGAAGAUCUCCAAGUUUUCCCCCAUUGAAGAGGCUAAAGAUGUGGAGUCUGACCUAGCCUCCUAUACCAUAACCACAUCAUCUGGUGGUAGCUGCACUGUAGUAUCUAGGGCUAAGAAGAUGCAGGAUGACAUUGCAUAUGGAUUGAAGAAAAAUGUCUACGAUCAACAAAAGUAUUACGGCAUGUCUAGUCGUGAGGCCUUGGAGGAGGAUGACCGCAUGUACAACUCUGGAAGGUCCAGGUCGACAGGCUACGGGAUGGACAAGAUCUCAUCAAGAGAUUCGGGUGGCCAUAGGAGCAAGUCGUAUGAGAGAGACACUAUGGAUCGCUCCCAGAGGGGCAGUUACAGUCGUGGCAGGCCUUCGAUGCGCUCCCAAUAUUCAGAGGAGGAGAGCCCGCUCAGCCCCGUGGGGAAGCCCAUGGGUGUUGGGCGAGGCUCUAUAGGGCCAGAGCCUCCUGACAGUCGCAAUCAGUAUGGCUCUAGCCACUCCUUGCCUGAUGUGCAGGACCACAUGAAAGACCUGCCAAGAAGCCACGUCUACAAACCUGACGAUUCUUACAUUAUAGAUGAUAUGCAUUGUGCUGUGUCUGACAGUGAAGCCUAUCAUUUGGGACAGGAAGAGACAGACUGGUUUGAGAAGCCGAGGGAAGCCCGUUCGGAUAGGUCCAGGCACUAUGGAAGCAGUGGCCAUUCUUCCUCACAGAGGAGGAGCCAUGUCAAGCACACAUACCAUGACUAUGAUGAGCCCCCAGAAGAGGACCUUUGGCCACAGGAUGACUACAGUCACUCGCGCCAUUCUUCUUCCCGGGACCACAGACACCAUGGUAGCUCUGGGAGACACUCGUCCUCAUCCCGCCACUCCUCAGAAGAUCCCAGGUCCUCCAGGUCUUCUAGAGGACAUCCCAAAGAGACCUCUAUGCGCCAUGAUACACGGGGAAUAUCAUCCUCUGGAAAGAGAGGGACCUCUGACUCCCGGUCUUCACAGGGCUACCAUGGCUCAGAUUACUCUCGUGACCCCUCCAGCCACCACCACAGCUCAAGCAGCCAGAGGGGGCAGAAGCAGCAGUCGUCCUCCAGCCACCACCAGCAGACGUCCUCUAGGAAGCAACAGGACUUACAGUCCCAUCCGCCCUCGUCGAGGCAGCAGGGGUCCAGUCAGCAGCAGCAGCGAUCGUCUGGGGGGCCACCAUCAGGGAGGCAGUCUGCAUCACAGGUGCAGGAGGGCAUGCAGCAGCAGGGGCAGCAGGGCCAGCAGCCACGCACCCAGCAGCAGCAGCAGGCCCAGGCCUCAGCAGCAAGGCAAUCACAGCCACAGCCAACAGGGACAGCGCAGCCACAGCCAGUGCAAGCCCAGCAACUGCAGGCUAAGCCUGGACAAACCCAGGUUCGACAGCCACAGGCAACCACUCAGCCUGCCACUGCGGUAAAGACAGACACGACCCUUGCUCCUGGUAUGGCUGCCAAGCCAGCAGCGGCACAGCCUGCAAAAACACCUCAGCCCCCUCUGACUGGAAUAGGCUCAAAAGCAGCCCCCAGACCUGGAGGGAUCGGGAGCGCAGCAGCGGGACAACCAGCUGCUGAAGGGGAGAGUGUCCUCUCCAAAAUCCUGCCAGGAGGUGCGGCCGAACAGGCGGGGAAACUGGGAGAAGCUGUCUCUGCUUUCGGCAAGAAAUUCACUUCCUUCUGGUGAGCUGUGGCGCAGAGGGACAUUCUGGAGUAGUUGUUGUGAACAUCAAGAGGCUCUGUACUGGAAAAACCUAUGAACUUUCCCCCAAUUAUAUGUUUUAUUUGAGAGAGAGUGGAGCUCUGGGCACACUGUUCAGCCAAGCAGAACUGGAAUCAAUGGAUGCCUUAUCAGAGCUAGAGAUCCAAGGCCAGAAUACAUGAUGGACGUGAGACCGUCACUGCUUCAGCAAGCAGGUCAUGCUGUGAGACUGGAAUAAAGAGGCAAAUCUCUGGACUAAAUAUCAUCAUUCAACAUAAACCUCUCCCUUUCUUCACGCCUGCCAGUGGAUCAAACAUAGCAUGUUUUGAUUGGCCAUGAGGACCAUUUACACACUGGUGUGGAUAUACCCUCACAAUUGAAAACCCCUGGUCCAUAUGAGAGAGGAUUAUACAUGUAUUGUUGAGCUGACCAGCGCAUUGACCAUCUCCCCAGCUAAGUUCAGAGACCCUGACCCUUAACCCCUAGAUGGUUAUGGAUAGCCCAGAAGACAUGCAUCUGAAGGUGAAACCUGCUCUGAAAAACCAGUCUCUGAUGCCCUAGUCAGGCAGCUCGCUCAAACAGCCAGUUGGAGUUACAAAAAAGGAAUGAGGCAAGCACUUGGAUGCUGAAAAUGCAGAGUGUUUUGUGAAUCCUCCAUCCAAAUGGAAUCUAAUCUGCCAGUCUGUUUGGCUUUUCUUGCUAUGUGGCGAUACCUCACUGGAAGCACAUAACAACCUGAGAGAAGGGACUCAGCAGAUCAGGAUCCUUGAUUCCAAAUGCAUGUGCUCAGAUGACUAACCACAAUCUCUUCUUAUUCUGGGAAAAGUUUAAAAGAAAAAAAGAAGCUUCAUAGGUUUUUCUUGUACUAAAAGACCUUUUCAUUUUUAGUUGAGGGCAUUUAGGAGGGAGAAAAGAAAUGAAGAUUUAAAAAUGAUAACAAAAAUAUCUAUUAUAUGCUCUCUUUUUAUUAUCUUUACAUUCCAGUAUGGAAAUUCCCCUUUUUUUGAAUGCAGAACUGUUUUUGUGUCCAGAAGCGUAAUGUGGAUUUAGGAUUUGGAGUGCAUGUAACUUUAUUUCCAAGACCUAACACUGUUCAUCAUGUAAAUCAAGGAGGCCAUAAGACCGUGGAGGUGAAAAUAUGUAUGAAGGAAUAAAAAAAUAAAAAAUAUGGCCACGCAACUGAGGACUUACUCGUCUGAAAACAGAAGAAGACAGAAUGCAGCAUGGCCAGAUUUUUCUAUUAGCCAUUACUAAGCCAUUACAAAAUCAUUCCAAAACCUUGGGCUUUUAGUGUUUCUAAUUUUCUUAUAUUACCUUUUUUUGUCUUAUUUAUGCAUUUAUUUUCUAUGUUUGCCUGAUUUUCUUUCACAAAUGAAACACCACGCCUUAAUCGUUAUGUUUUUUUAUACCACCUUUAUUUUUAUUUUUCUAAUCCAUAUUAUUUCAACUUCAUUUUUUUGUACAAGGUAUACCAUAUGCAUAUUAUUAUUUCACCAGGAAUACAAAUAUUAUUUCUUUAUAUUUUUGUUUAAUAAUUUGUUUAAUAAUUAUUUUAUUAUUUGUUUUACCAUUGUCUUCAUGCACAUUAUUAUCAUCAUUUAAUUUAUUAGCAACAUUUAUAUUUUCCUUAAAAGAAGCAAUAGCAUGCAGAAGGCAGUCAGUCAAGAGCACAAUUGGGCAUUGUUUUGGAAUAAGGGGCCAGGAAUGUGUUGCCUCUGUCAUUAACUGAACUGUGCAAAGUCCUACUACUGCCCUGAAGGGCAUGCUCCAUCCACAGGCCCUAUCCUGACACACUGCAACAAAACAGAGAGGUACUGAAUAUGGCGGGUCGUUUUGAUUUUUAUGUUGCUAUACAGCUUUUCAGGAUUUUCGAAACAAAACUACCAAUGCAAAAUUUUCAAGUGAAAGAAAUAUUCUACUGAAAGGAGGGUGAGAACAAAAAAAAACCACAACGAAUAAAGAGAGAACUAGGCUAGACCAUAUAGGUAAAUAGUCUUUAUUUGUAGAAGAAAAUAUAUCCUUGAACUGUAUACAUUAUUUUAAUGAACCUAGUCUUCCUUUGUGUAAGACAUGUCAAUAUUGGUUUAUUAUUUUAACGAAAAACAAAGUUUUCUGGAAAUUAUAUUUUUAAAACUAAUUUGCGAGGGGUUGUUGGGUAGCUUAUCCUGUUAAGGCACUGUUAAAGAGCAUGGUUGGUCUGAUGUCAUAUCUGGACUGUACCAGGGCUGUAGUGUCACCCAGCAAGAUGAAUAUGGUUGUCUGGGAUGAUUGUGUCUCUUGACUCAAAUAGUAACCCCCCCUCAUGUCAGUUGUGCACCCACAGUCUGCCUGUACACACUGCUUGUCUUCCUGCGACUCAUGUCUGUAUAUGGUCAACUUUUGAACUGCAGUGUGAAAAGAAGCAACAUCUUGACAUCACAUUUCGGAUGAAAGCAUGUGAUUGUCUGCACUCUCUUGAAUCGAUAGCAGAUGUUGCGAUGCACAUGGCUGGAAAAAACAAUUGGACAAGGGAUAAAAAAUCAUCAAAUAAAAUGAAAUUUCUAAAGUAAAAUGACAGUGAGUCGCAAAAAUCACUAUUUCAGUUAUAUUUGGAGCUAAGCACAAUACUGAACGUAUGCCAUUCCUGGAAUGAGAGCUGAAGUCCUUGUGAUUGCUCAGGAGUGGCAGUGGCACAGAAUAAAUUAUUUCAAUUGCAGAAAUCACAGAAAUCUCUCAGGUCAGGUUAAUUCCUGCUGUAUUGUUGCAGUGUUGUGGAUAUCCUGCCCGGCGUUCCCUAAAUCUGAUGUAUAUUGUCUAUCUGUGAUUGCUGAGAAUUUAGCAUGCUCUGGCAAAACCUCAUGUCACCAGUGUAUUGUUGUGUUUCCUUUGUGUGUGCUUCCAAUCAUCCAAAAACAAAACAAAACGAAGUCGAAAUUGGGUGGAUGAAAUAAAUUUUCCAUUUCAAAUGUUCUAUGCAAUGAUUCAUAUUUGAAAAGAUAAAGAGAAAAAAAAAUUAAUACCACAGUUAAUGUAAUGUCUAAAAAAUAAUACUGCAAAAUUGUGUUCCCGAUUAAUGAAAAUGGAUAGACUCAUUUGUAUUUAGCUACUUGUAUGUAUGGAAUUGAAUUAUUGAAUUUGAUUUCUUCUCUUAGUGGCAUGUUCAAGCCCCCAUCACUCCCUAAUGUGGGACCCAUUGCCAAAGGGUUAACUAUGUAGACUGUCAUAAAUGUCCUUCAUCUUGUAGCUUCAAGCAUGGGUUGCUAGGUACAGUAAGACUUCUUGCACGCCCUCAUUCAGUUUGUGUUUGCAGGGUAAUUUGUGCUCUCCGGUACUUGGCUGCCAGUUUAUGCACUUGUUAUUCAAUGAAAAAACUUGAGCUGCUGAAGACAUUACAGGGAAAUAAGAAUUAUAAAAGCCAACCAACCAUUAUAAUUACUCAUCAAAAUGUAACAAAGCUAAUAUUUUCAUAAUUAGCCAUACUUCUUUGAACAAUCUUUGGGCAAUUUCCACAAUAUAUCCCUCACAUACUUCUGCAUCCUCUAUUACAGUAGAGGAAGUGUUUUAUCUCCCAGUCAUGUGUCAUAUACCACACAUAAACAUUUGGGAUGUGAGUGAAAUUGUGCUUGUUGGUACUGCUUUGAUUUUGUAUGGCCUAAUAGGAUUCUCCUAGACUUACAUACAGGAUCUACCAUUUGGCUAAGGCUAUAUUAUAUCCCUGUAAGUCUGAACAAUAACAAUGUUACAUUUUUGUUAUCUGGUGAGAAAAAAAAUCAUUUAAUGCAAUCAUUGGAAAGUAACCUUGUGUUAGUGUUCACAGAGUGUUGAAAUGGAAUGUUGAUCACAGUUUGAAAAUUAAAUCAGUACCAGAAACCCCCAUCAUUUCACAUAUGUUUGAUGAGUGAAUGCACUCCAUAACAGAAAUUCUGUUGUUCAGAAAAGUACAUUAAUCAAGCCAGCAAAUGUGUUUUAUGUAGUCUUUAGCUGCUAUUUGUUUCUCUUGUUAAAUAGCAAGGGUAUAUUUAUUUGUAUUCACAGUCAUUAGCAUUGGAAAAAAAAUUAUUUGAGCAGCCACAUAUAGUAAAGUAUGAAUUUCAAAUGCUGAUGCCUUGGAAUUGAUAUCCCUUAUGUUUAAACCAGUAAUCUUAUUCACAAUGCUAUGUUUGCCUUCAAAGCCUCAUUUACAUGUGAUUUCUAUUAAUAUUGUUACCGAGUUUUGUACCAUAUAUUUGGCAUAUUUUUAUACAGCAACUGUACAACAGCAUCAAUACAUCACUAUUAUUUCUGUUAAAGCAAAGAUAAAUGUUGCAAUACAAAAUGUAUUCUCUUUAGCUGAACCUCAGAAAUACAAAAAACUGAUUGAAUGUUACGUAUAGUCAAGGUUUAUCCCCAACCUUUUGGCAAAACAGCCAAAUCUACCAAUUCACCUCCUGGAUAGUAUGACGUCCCUCUGAGAUCAGUGCUUAAAUACAUGUAUUUAAUUAUAGGCAGGGGCUACCUUUAGAAUUUGCAAGUCUGGUAUGUUUUGAAUCUGAACGUACCACCAACUGGUUUCAGGAUGGAACAUUGAUCAUAAGAUUACUGAAUUAGUUUUCCAAGACACAUUUUCCAUGUGUAAUUUCCGUUUUUGUGUUCUUACUGCAUAACCUUAUCUAUCUCUGGGUUAGUACUGUACAUACCCUAGAGUUUCCAUUCAAUGUGACUAUGCAAUCUUUAAGUGAAUGUGGAGGAAAACAUCCAUCGUGAAGUAAAACAUCCAUCAUGUCUGAGAGAUAAUACAUUUGGUUUGACAGAGUACAUUCUUCAUUCAAAAAAUAAAAUGACUGCUGAUGUGACUUGGAUGACCGUUGUUUAACAAAGGUGUUCAAAGAAGGAAUACAAAUGUGCAAUUUCCAUUAAGUGGGUUUGUUAUGAAUCCCCUGCAUUAUUAUAGUCUUGUACAGAAAGUACAUACAAGACCAAUCACUUAUUUGUAAUGUGAACAUCCCUUACCUCAUAAUUCAUCCUGUAUUGCUAACACUAUUUUCUAUAUGUAGACAUCUAUAUAAAGAGGAAGAUAUUUUUAAGAUAUAAAUCAAUAGUAUAACUAUAUAUGUAUAUUUAAAAUUAAUAAAAUAAAGUCUAUGUGGUACAGUAGUGUAUCUCUAUGGAAAUAAAUAUAUACAGGAAGAAAAGAUAUUUUAUUUAUGUGGCUGUGCAAUAUACAAUUCUUGCCCCACAGAAUGUGCAAACUGGUGACUUUUGCACCUUUAUAGUCUAUAAGUUCAAGCAGGAAAUGUCUGGUCUGGCUUGUCAACAGCCCCAGGUCUGUCAGCACAGGAAACUAAACAGAUGUGCAGGUUACCUCAGGAGGUGAUAUCAUAGUCCAUAGAUGGCCACUCAGCCAAUAAAAACCCUUGACACUUAUAACAUAUGAGAUGGGAAAUGGAAUUCUGAAAACAAAAACAAUAUUAAUCACCUGUGAUACAAAUCAAUGUUUUGUCUGAAGGACAAUUGUAUUGUCAUUUUGCCUCAGGAAAGCACAUUUUAAAAAUCCACCACAGCAGGUUGACAGGAUUUUAUGCAUUAUAGUAAGGGCUUUAUAACAAACUGGUUAAUUAUGAAAGCCAUUUGAUCAUUUUCCCAUUCAGUCCUACAUCUAUUUUGGAUUGUAUGGGUUUUUGAUGACAGCAUUUGUCGAGAUACGCACCCGUGUCUUUAUAUGCCAACCAAAUAUGUGCUUUUAAUUAGCAUAUUCACUGUCUGAACUGUGACAAUUACCUUUCCCUGUUGCUUGCUCUGGGGUGGUUAUGCAUACUGAAUCACAGAUAAAGGUGAAGAUACAGAUAAAAGCAAUGCCUACAAAUAUUGUUCCUCACAUAGACCACCGUCAGGGAACCAUAUUAUCUUUCCACUUAAUAACAAGUGCAUGACCAAAAGCAGCCGCCAGCUCUUCAGCCCUUUAUUGAGAAUGACAGGCAGCCAUCUUCACUGUAAAUAACAAAUAUGACUGAAAAAAAUCUGUACAGUGUGUAAAUCUCAAUUGUAAAAUGAUCACCGGCAUGGGGAGUCUUAUGUGUCGCACAGUGGCUGACCUGCCAAUUUGUGCUUUUGUGAAUAAAAUAAAUCAACGAAAAGCAGCAUUGUGUAUGUGGCUGGCUUGUACGGACUGUUGAAAACAAAUUGUAUUCAGAAACAUACUGGUCUGUGUAGAGUUUCUAUACAUGUUGUGUUUGUAAAAUGAGAAAACGUCCUUCAAAAAAGUAAUCCUGGCUUCCAUGUAAUUUCUGGAAUGGUUGGAGGUGGAUGUAGAUCUGUAAAAAAAUAAUAAUAAUACAAAUAAAACGCAACAAAAAAAUUAAAAACCUUGACAAUUAAAAAAGUGCAUUCACAGUUGUAAGUGCAAUGAGCUGAACUUCAUGUAUCCAUUGUAAAACCUUGUGUAUGUUUCAGUGUAUUCCUGUUAACAGUUGUAGUAAACUUGGUGCAUCAUGUCAUGUAAUGUGAUAAAUUAUGACCUGACAAGACAUUUCCAUCAGGAAAAGAAUAAAGAAAAUUAAACAUA
Messenger RNA from Anguilla rostrata (American eel), 19585 nucleotides. It is a transcript of the gene bsna, whose product is annotated as bassoon presynaptic cytomatrix protein a. Gene Ontology annotation, biological process: presynaptic active zone assembly; protein localization to synapse. The record is from RefSeq and is a predicted model, not a curated record. NCBI's taxonomy places the organism in Eukaryota, Metazoa, Chordata, Actinopteri, Anguilliformes, Anguillidae. Gene Ontology annotation, molecular function: structural constituent of presynaptic active zone; metal ion binding. Gene Ontology annotation, cellular component: axon; GABA-ergic synapse; cytoskeleton of presynaptic active zone. The transcript has 14 exons. The coding region runs from base 205 to 13050 and encodes 4281 amino acids.